Messenger RNA from Diceros bicornis minor, 2516 nucleotides. RefSeq names its product sperm microtubule inner protein 2 (gene SPMIP2). The record is from RefSeq and is a predicted model, not a curated record. Bases 263 to 856 code for a protein of 197 amino acids. The transcript has 6 exons. Lineage: Eukaryota; Metazoa; Chordata; Mammalia; Perissodactyla; Rhinocerotidae.
UAAGGGAGAGAUAUUAUUGGAUGCAAUUCCUGGGAAUGCUACAGGAAUUGCAUCUGUCUGUUCUUGGAGACCAGAAUACUGAACUCUGUUAGAAGGAACACUUCAUCUCCCUGUCAUAAAGAGUCCUUAGCAACCACCUACCUAGUUCAGGUCACAGACAAGGAGAGUAGCGACUAUAGAGUCCUUGACUCUUUCUGGUGCAGGUAAACUUGUCUCUGGAAGCUGAGGAAGAAAAUCCAGAGGCACGGUUAAGACCUUAGCCAUGGCAUCUGUAUCCUAUCGAGAGCCAAUAUCCACCACAGUGGGAAAACGGAUGAUUGUUACAGGCCCAGAUUACAUAAAGGAUCAUCUACCUAAAGUUCACCAGCAUGCUUCCUAUGUCGGAGAAAAACGUCCAGCAUUAGAAAAAACUGGAGAUCUCAGAUAUUUAUGGAGGCCUGCUACAAACAGAAGCUUCCCAGCAAAAUAUAAACAUGAGUAUGUUGGCGAAAUUGGUUGGGGAAUACCAGAGUAUGAUUUUAUCAACAAAACAAGGCUUGAGACUGGCUUUCACGUCAAGUAUGGAGAACUAAGUCAAGCUGCUAUUGAUAAAAUAAGCCACAGAUACCAAAACCCAUGGCAACCAAAACCUAGUAUUAUGGAUAUGCAAGGAAAAUACAGUCGUGGUUCUAUUGCCUGGCAUAUGGGUGAUUUUGAGCACACCGAUCAAAGAAAUUCCAAAUGGGCAACCCUUGUUAGGCAGAGUAAGGCAACACUGCCAAGAGCUUACAGACCACCUAUGCUGCCAAAGCUACCGAAAAAGGAGGAGAAAAGGAGACUUCAGCCUCUAAAUCAGCAUGAAGCAACUUGCUACUAGAAAGAAAACUGCCUACAAGUGUAGAACAAAAAUAAGGUCAUAGUAACCCCUAAGUGCUUCUCGUAUUGCCCCUGGGACAGAUGUCCUGCAAGAGUAUGCUUCAGUUUAAAGCCCAAAUAAAGAUUUUAGUGAAAACGUGUUCAAUCAUACUAAUAGUGGCUGUUUCCUGAGAGCUUAUAACAUCUGACAGUAUCCCAAAUGCUUUACAUGAAUUAUCUAAUUUCAUUUUCAUGACCCCAUGAGAUAGGUUCCAUUAUUUCCCCAGCUUUACAGAUACGGAAUUGAGACUUUGAGAAGUCACACAGCUGGGAUGUAGCAGAGCUUGGACUGGACUCCAGGCCAUUGGUCUCUACAACCUGUGCACUGGCCACUAUACACUGGCUGUUAAAGUAGCUCAUGGUGGCAUGGUACUUUGACAGUUUAAAAAGCAGUCUCUUAGCUCUAAUUUUCAGAGGAUUCUCACAACAUGCUUAUUGAAUAGGUACUAUCUUCAUUUUACAAAUGAGAAAGCUGAGGUUUGUCCACCAACACACAACUAACCAAUGGCAAAGCCUAGACUUUAACCCAGUCACAUUCAGUGGUCUCCCUACCCUGCUGUACUGCCACUCCUUAGACGACAACCAGACAGUAUUCAAAGCACCUUCUUCAAGGCCAUAAAGGUCUUGACUAUUUCUGAGGAAUGUAGUGCAAUUGUAGUUUUGGUCAUAAGAACUCAGGAAAAUUACCACUCCAUUAGCAAUUAGUGUAAUUCAUAUUCAGCUUCCUACUUUGUUGUUAAAUAGCUCUGUAUCUUCUGUGGAGGCCAGAAGGAAGGUGACGGAUGUUUUGGUUUGGGGUUGUAGUGCAGAGAGCAACAGUGUGCAGAAGGGAGGAAGAAACUGAGAAGGCAGGCGCUCUUCCCUCCAAGUGCAUAUCCCCAAGGUCAGCCAUCAAAGCUUCUCCUAGCUACAUGCCCCUAAGCCUCUCUUCUACUUUUGAAACCUUUCUGCCUCCCUCCCUCCCUCUCUAAAUACAUUUUCUCUCAAUCUCUCUGCACACACACACACACACACACACACAUAUUGAAAAGAAUUUGUUUUGUACAUUAAUUCCAGUGACUGAGGGAGAGCUGUUGAUAGGAGUUUACCGGCUCUGUUUGUCACUUGUAUUUAAUAUAAUGUUAUGAAAGUGAUUUUAAAAUCCCAUUUGAAAAGGAACAAUUGAUACCAUCUUCUAUGGGUAUGGUACUUCAAAAUUUCAAGUGUUUAUGCAAACAAUAUUCUAUUUUAUCUAUAACAACUUUGUGAGGUUGGUCCCUGAACAAAAGGAACUACAAUCCCUUCAGAAACUGGCUUGCUUGAUAUUGAGCUAAUAAAAGGAAAACUAAUGAGUUCUCCAAAGGAGGAUUUUAAAUUUCCUUUUAUGCUUGAUCCUCCCCCCAUCUCAUUUACUUUACCACAUACCACAUACUUGUUCAAAAGGAUGUAUGUCACUCUAUGCUAUUUGUUUCAUGGAACAGCUAUUGUUACUGAAACCUAUCCUGUUUGCUGGUCUUAUGUUGCAUGUUCUAUUUUUAGUUAUGCUAAUAUCCAAUUAUACUAAAAACAAUACAUAUGAAUAUGUGAUUUUAUAAUCAAAACAUUGUUAAAGUGUUUUUUUUAAAACUAUAUUUCUUUAGUAA